This is a messenger RNA of Sipha flava (yellow sugarcane aphid), 1169 nucleotides long. Its product is annotated as Down syndrome critical region protein 3 homolog. Gene Ontology annotation, cellular component: endosome. The record is from RefSeq and is a predicted model, not a curated record. Lineage: Eukaryota; Metazoa; Arthropoda; Insecta; Hemiptera; Aphididae. The transcript has 7 exons. Gene Ontology annotation, biological process: intracellular protein transport. The coding region runs from base 218 to 1108 and encodes 296 amino acids.
GCGACGAUGAUAACAAGAUCGUUGAUCGCAGCCAAUCUUAACGGUUACGUAACACGAAAAACGACGACGCCGUCGAGUUGACCAGACGUGGCGAGUCGACGGCGGUGGACCGAUAACAAUACGAGAUCGAUAGAGACCGUCUCAGCUGACGACCGACAGUUUCACGUGCCACCGGCCGCGGUAUUUUUGUUCCUCCGUCCUGUAUCUACCACCUAUAAUGACCAUAAAUCUGGACAUCGUGCUGAAGCGGACGAACAAAGUCUACCAUGAAGGCGACACGAUAUCGGGCGUGAUAACAAUCGAGACGCCGAUGGACGCCAAACACGAAGGCAUCACAAUGACCAUAGAGGGUGCGGUCGACCUGCAAAUCAGCAACCAGAACGUCGGCGCCUUUGACGCUUUCUACAAUUCCAUCAAGCCUGUGCAAUUAAUGAUGUGCACGUUAGAUGUAGCCCGUCCUGGCCGAUUCACCAGCGGAAUCACUGAAAUACCAUUUGAAGCACCAGUCGAACCGCUUUUCAACAAAACAUUAUAUGAGUCCUACCAUGGUGUUUUCAUCAAUAUUCAGUAUCUUUUAAAGGCUGUAAUUAAAAGGAAUUUUCUGAACAAAGACAUACAUAAGACACUGGAGUUUGUGGUUGAGAAUAGACCAAGUUUAGAUACAUUGGUUACUAAGGUCGACAACUUUGUGAUAAAUCAAAAUACUUUAGCUAACAUCAAUGAUAUUUCGGACAUACCAAAGUUUCUAAUUUUAGGAACAAUUGACUCAGUCAUCUGCUCAAUUACUCAGCCAUUUACUGGAGAAUUGAAAAUUGAACACUCUGAUGUCCCUAUUAAGUCGAUAGAUAUUCAAUUAGUACGUGUGGAGACUUGUGGAUGUGCUGAAGGUUUUUCAAAAGAUGCUACUGAAAUCCAAAAUAUUCAAAUAGCCGAAGGAAAUGUAUCAACCGGUAUCUCAAUUCCAAUCUACAUGAUUUUUCCAAGACUAUUUUCCUGUUCCACAACCAAAACAACAAAUUUCAAAAUUGAAUUUGAAGUUAAUGUAUCUGUUAUUUUCAUCAAUGAUCACUUGGUGACAGAAAAUUUUCCAAUAACUGUCUAUAGAUAAAAUAUAGCAAGAAAAAAAAAUUUUAUAAUCAAUUUGUAAUAAAAGUAACUUAAUAAUGUUA